AUGAAUCAACAAUAGUAAAACAAUACUUAAAAUAUGAACUCAAGAUCUUUUAAAUAUUCAAUAAGUAAUGGGAAGAGAAUAAAAUUAAAGACUUGGUGUAAUGCCAUAGCUAUAAAUCAUAAUAAUACAUUUAUGAUUGUUGCCUCUGAUAGGAAUAUUUUAGCCUUUUAAUUUAAAAAUUGA
Messenger RNA from Paramecium pentaurelia, 183 nucleotides. The record is from the annotation of a GenBank genome assembly. Lineage: Eukaryota; Ciliophora; Oligohymenophorea; Peniculida; Parameciidae.